AUGUCCCUUGUGCAGAAUUCACGCUUCAGUCGUCGUUACUAUGGACGAAUUAUUUGUACCAGUAUGCUUCAGGUUAUGAGUAGAGAAGAUCCGAUUUUCGGUCAGCAAUAUAUCAAUGGAUCGGUGUUCCGAAAUCACGUCGACCAUUUGAUAUUUAAGACCCGUACGGUAUCACUAGAACAUUUGGCGUUUCGAAUUGAACUCUUCACUGAUAUCGAUCGUAUUGGGUUAGCAUACGCUUUACCAGCUGCUUUACCUGAUCUCUACGGAAAAGCCACGUUUCCAAUCAUAUCGUUAAGGAAUAUUCCUAUCGGACAAAUUGAUAUUGAUUAUAUGCUCGUCAAAGCUCUACCGAUGAAUCGAUCAAUUCGUGAUAACAUCGCAGUGUCCUGGGGCCGAUAUUGGAAGAAGCGCAACACUAUUGAGGUCGGGCAUCGAGGAAUGGGCAGUUCGUACACAAAAAUGGCCGCCGCUCGAGAAAACACUGUGCACUCGCUAUGCCAAGCCGCCAAAAACGGAGCUGACUUCGUUGAAUUCGACGUUCAACUUACAAAGGUGGUAAAGCAAUGUUAUCACAUUUACGCAUCACACUUAUCUUUUUUCCUCUCACAGGAUCUUAGUCUCGACCAACUUCAUCUCUUGCACCUUGAACAUCCAGCUGAACGGUUAGUUAAAACAUGGCGUGUAACUCCAACUGAAGAAGAAUACAGCCAAGCGGACACCAAUCCUUUCCCUCAUAUUAAGCAGGUGUUUGACUCCGUUGAUAGCGAUGUUGGAUUCAAUAUCGAAGUGAAGUACCCAAUGAAAAUGAAGGUGGCAUACAUAGAGCGUAACGAAUUCAUUGACGUUAUCUUACGGAAUGUGCUUGAAAUCGCCGGCAAACGGAGAGUGAUAUUCUCGAGCUUUGAUCCAGACGUUUGCACUUUGAUAACACUUAAGCAACAUGUGUAUCCAGUUAUGUUCUUGGUGGUAGGCACAACAAGACGCUAUGUUUCUUUCCAGGAUAUCCGGUCGGACUGCUCAGAAAUAGCCGUCAAUUUCGCAGCGGGUAAUGGACUACUAGGAGUUAAUUUUCAUAGCGAAGAACUGCUUCAGAAUGCAGCACCUCUUUAUCGCGCUGAAAAAUUCAAUCUCGUCAAAUUUGUGUGGGGUGACGAUCUCAAUAUCAAGAAGAACGUUGAAUACUUCAGAGGACUUCAUGUCGAUGGUGUCAUCUAUGACCGGGUAUUAUUUGUGAACGACCACAGCCAUGCCGAGAUAUCUGCAAAACUCCGGACCGCAGGUGUCUGCGGUGGGGAAUGA
Molecule: messenger RNA, 1302 nt
Organism: Angiostrongylus costaricensis
Lineage: Eukaryota; Metazoa; Nematoda; Chromadorea; Rhabditida; Metastrongylidae
Source: the annotation of a GenBank genome assembly